This is a messenger RNA of Pangasianodon hypophthalmus (striped catfish), 3578 nucleotides long. It is a transcript of the gene rnf175, whose product is annotated as ring finger protein 175. The record is from RefSeq and is a predicted model, not a curated record. Bases 193 to 1098 code for a protein of 301 amino acids. Gene Ontology annotation, cellular component: Golgi membrane; endoplasmic reticulum membrane. NCBI's taxonomy places the organism in Eukaryota, Metazoa, Chordata, Actinopteri, Siluriformes, Pangasiidae. Gene Ontology annotation, molecular function: ubiquitin protein ligase activity; metal ion binding. The transcript is spliced from 9 exons.
UCAGACACUCUGCACUGUAAAUACCCCUGUAAAUACCCCAGUAAUUACCCCAGUAACCCCGGGUAGGACUCGGGAACGGGUUUAUUCUGAUGCAUGAUGGUACUGAGGUUAUUUUAGCGGAAACCGGAUAUCCGGUUGUGUGCAGGUGUUACUCUGUGUGUACGUGGCGCUGACAGCGAAGAUCUUUCAAAAAUGUCCUACAGAGAAAACUGGAAAGUACAGCACGAGAAACUGCACGUGAAGCACCGAGGCCAUGAGGCCAUGCACGCUGAGAUGGUCCUGAUCCUCAUCGCCACGCUGGUGGUCGCUCAGAUCGUUCUGGUGCAGUGGAAACAGAGACACUGCAGAUCGUACACCUUAGUGACACUCCUGCAGAUGUGGGUGGUGCCUCUGUAUUUUACCAUAAAGCUGUACUGGUGGCGGUUUUUGUCCACAUGGGGCAUGUUCUCCGUCAUCACCAGCUACGUCAUAUUCAGAGCCACACGCAAACCUCUGUCCGGGAGAACGCCCAGGAUGGUGUAUAAAUGGUUCCUGCUCAUUUACAAGCUGAGCUACGCUGUAGGUGUACUCGGUUACCUCGCCAUUAUGUUUACGCUGUUCGGAUUCAACGUUUUCUUUAGGAUCAGAGCGGAGGACUCGAUGGAUGUGGGCGUGGUCAUGCUGUUCUACGGACUGUACUAUGGAGUGAUGGGACGAGACUUCGCUGAAAUCUGCUCUGACUACAUGGCGUCCACUAUCGGGUAUUAUAACAUGGGUGGAAUGCCGUCUCGGAGUCUGUGCCGUGAUAUAUGUGCCGUGUGUGGACAGAAGACUUUAGUGGACGUGGACGAGGAGGGCGCCAUCGAGGACACCUACCAGCUCUCCUGCAAUCACAUAUUUCAUGAGUUCUGUAUUCGUGGCUGGUGCAUUGUGGGAAAGAAGCAGACGUGUCCAUACUGCAACGAGAAGGUCGACCUGAAAAGAAUGAUGAACAACCCCUGGGAGAGGACACACGUCCUGUACGGCCAGCUUUUGGAUUGGCUCAGAUACCUGGUUGCUUGGCAGCCGAUCAUCAUCGGUAUUGUGCACGGGAUAAAUUUUUCACUUGGUCUCGAGUAAAGUGUCAUUAAGCGUCUUUAAAAAGUGUGCAGUUGUUUACCGAAUUAUUUAUUUAUAAAUUAUGACUUAAUGUAGGAAAUGUCUUCUGUAGCAUUUUAUUUAUUUGAUAAACAACAUGGCAGCCUCGGACUUUAUCAAUUAUAAUAAUUCUCAAAAACAAGUUACAGCAACUGAAACACACACACACACACACACACACGCCUCAUAAGUGGCCUUUAUUACUCCUGUCGAAGCUUAUUAUUGUGUAUUGUACACUCUUACACCACAGUGCUGUCGUAUUCUGGACUCUGAUUGGUCAGAAGGUGUUGAUUAGUUCUCUAUAACAGCAGCUCUGACAGUAGAGCAGGUUUAUAUUAAUGCGCUCGCUCUCAUACCUUAUCGUUUCUAUAGUAACGGCUCAUUCACAGGGACGCGUACAGCGGACGCUUUGCUGAUGAUAAACGGAAUAAAAACGUGUAAUGGUCGAUGUGUAGUUUUCUGUAAGGAGACGUUUAUUUAACAUUAAUGUAAGGAGUCUCCAGUGUCGGCACUUUAAAAAAAGGGAGGCUGGUGAGGAAGCGAUUGUUUAUAGCUGCUGUAACGUAAAGAAGAACAGGAACUGACUUGUUUCAAAGACGUUCCACGACAUUAAACGUAACUAUAAACAGAUAAAAAGUCUCGUGUUGUUGAUUAAUUGUUGGCAAGUUGCUGUGGUAUAAGAGGAAUAAAACACUUCCAGACGUGCUGUUACAGCUCUGCAUCACUCCAUCGCUGAUUAAUUUCCUAAAACCGCACGGCUUUAAGUCUGUUCCUUAGUUACAGGUCGUUUAGUCGUAGCACAGAAUCAGGACUAGCUUUUCUUCUGGAUUUUGCUAAUGAAGUCUGAGAAACGCAAUAUUUUACUCAGCUGCUUAAUUACAGACAUAUCAAAGUUAAAGCGUCUGUCUUUACACACGUCUUUAUUUAGCAAGACAGUUUUGUUAGUUAAAAUAGUGUUUAUUUAAAUUGUGAUGUGUGUGUUAUUAUGACAUCAUUUACAAAUUGAGAUUAACGUGCCAUGGGAGUGUGAUCACACUUUACCUGUGUUUCAUACGAUCCAGGUGUUGAGUUGUUUGGCGUUAAGGUGAAGUCAGUAGCGGAGUGUCGAUUGCUGAUUAGAUGUCGCAGAUCUCCUCAGUGUGUCGUACUUUGUGUUACGUUUGUGGAUUUUUGUCACAUGACUGUCAUUAUUUCUCAGAAAUCCGUUCUGUAAGUUCGGAACAGCUCACUGUGACGGGAUGCUGCUAAAUCUGCUGGUUUGUUUGUUGGUUUGCAUGAAAUAAUUCUCGUGUGAUGUGAAAGUCGAUUAGCUGAAGCGAUAGUGUUGCAUCAGAAUCUUAUUUAUUUGUUAAAAUGAUUUAAAUUUGCACUUUAAGAACAUGAUGUAGGUUCAUAAUAAAUUGUGUUUCCAUGUUUAAGUUGCUGCCGUUGCACAUCACAGUAUUACACACGUGCACACUAAUGCCACUGUUUACUGCAGUUCAGGAAUGUUUGUGCUUUUCCUGCUUUUUGUGCUGCUUCAUUUGCGAAGUGAAAAUGAAUGAUGUUCACUCAAAAACCUGACUAAAGGUGUCAGUUGAUUUAGUUGUAUGAUUUUCAGGUUUAUAGAUUAUAUAUUAGAAAUCAGGCUGGUGUGAGGCGCGUGUACGUCGCAUUCAUUCAAACUGAUUUGUAUUUUAACUUUAAGUUUUUCUUGGCCCAAACUAAAGUAGCCCAAAAAUAAUUGGCCCAAAAUUAAAAAAUAAUUAAUUGAGCUGCCAGUUCCCACCCAUCAGUCCGCUCUCCUCUAACGUACGGCAGCUAGGAAAGCGCCGUCUGCCCUCUUCCACAUACAUGAGCUCACAGACAUCCACGAUUGGCUCGUGUCACUGUGAUUGACAGGGAGAGAGAGUAUGCCCCUCCCACCCAGAGACCACGCACACAGAUUUUGACAUGAAAAACAAAUGAAUGUAAUGUACACGGCAACAUGGUGCAGCAAUCACAGCGUGCCAGAUAAACAAUAAUAAAAAAACAAAAACAGUUAAACUGCACUGGUGUGAUUCAGUGAGAUUCAGAUCAGAGUGACGAGUGAGCUGAAUAAUCUCUUUUAUUUCAUUUAUUUAGUUUAUUAAUUUUAUUUGAUUUAUUUGGUUUAUUAAUUUUAUUUGGUUUGUUUGUUUUAUUUGAUUUAUUUUAUUUAUAUAUUUUAUUUGACGUCUUUGAUUUAUUUGAUUUAUUUGGUUUAUUUAUUUUAUUUUGUUUGUUUUAUUUGAUUUAUAUAUUUUAUUUGUUUUAUUUGAGUUAUUUGAUUUAUAUAUUUUAUUUGUUUUAUUUGAGUUAUUUGAUUUAUAUAUUUUAUUUGUUUUAUUUGAGUUAUUUGAUUUAUUUGGUUUAUUUACUUUAUUUGUUUAGUGUAAUUAAUAGAAUAUUUGAAUGGAAUUGCAUUUAACAUUCAGUUGUUAAUAAAAAUGCAUAAAUACUGA